Messenger RNA from Lottia gigantea (owl limpet), 528 nucleotides. RefSeq lists its product as hypothetical. The transcript has a single exon. NCBI's taxonomy places the organism in Eukaryota, Metazoa, Mollusca, Gastropoda, Lottiidae. The record is from RefSeq and is a predicted model, not a curated record. The annotation marks the transcript as partial.
CAAUAUGAGAAAUAUGAGAACUGUCUGUAUGAGAUCUGCCAAUAUAAGAACUGUCAAUAUGAGAACUGUCAAUAUGAGGAAUGUCAAUCUAAGAUCUGCCAAUAUAAGAACUGUCAAUAUGAGAUCUGCCAACAUGAGAACUGUCAAUAUGAGAAAUAUGAGAACUGUCUGUAUGAGAUCUGCCAAUAUAAGAACUGUCAAUAUGAGAACUGUCAAUAUGAGAAAUAUGAGAACUGUCUGUAUGAGAUCUGCCAAUAUAAGAACUGUCAAUAUGAGAACUGUCAAUAUGAGAAAUAUGAGAACUGUCUGUAUGAGAUCUGCCAAUAUAAGAACUGUCAAUAUGAGAUCUGCCAACAUGAGAACUGUCAAUAUGAGAAAUUUGAGAACUGUCUGUAUGAGAUCUGCCAAUAUAAGAACUGUCAAUAUGAAAACUGUCAAUAUGAGGAAUGUCAAUCUAAGAUCUGCCAAUAUAAGAACUGUCAAUAUGAGAUCUGCCAACAUGAGAACUGUCAAUAUGACAUCUGUCGA